AUGCAACGCCCGAGGCUGAAAAAAGCAAUAUCAGAAGCAAGUCCGAAUAAACAAGAUACCUCAUCAUCAUCCUUUGAAAAUAAUCGUUUGAUGGAAGUGGAAAACAUCAUCGUUCCGAUACAAGGAGACUCCUCAUCGAAGACUGAAACUUUGAAACAGGGUGAAGUGGAUUUGCCUUUGGAUGAUGAAACGAGAGAACGAGUGGAAGAAAUUUUGGGUGCCACUGCAAUUGUUCUUCUCAUCAAAGGAGAUGCCGAAAGGCCAUUUUGUAAAUUCUCCAAAAAGAUUGUUUCUUUGUUGAUAAGUAGAGGAAUUUCAUUUUCAUCAUUUGAUGUGAAGUCUUUGGAUCAAUCUGACGAGAAACAAAAAGCAUUAUAUAUGGGAUUUAAAAAGUAUGGAAAUUUCCCAACAUUCCCUCAAUUAUAUGUGAACAAAGAGCUAGUGGGGGGUUUAGACGUGUGUACCACCCUAGAUGAGGAGAACGAACUAAUUAAAUCAAUUACGAGCUUACUACCUAGUGAUGAUAGCGAUCUAAAAAGGCAGUCAUGGCUCUCAUCAGAUAUUUCAGAUAGUGAAUGGUUGAAAACUAAGAAUGCUCAAACGGAAUCUUUAGAAAAUGAAUUUGUGCAAGUUAAUAUCAGAUAUGUUAAUGGAAAUAUUCAUCAAAUAAUUCUCAAAACAACAGAUACAGUAGAGAGGCUUUACGAAUACGUUCUUAAUAAUUUUUCACAAUUUGAUUCUCAAUUUAAGAAACCAUUUUUGAUAGCCUAUCCUGGAUUAGGGAAGAAAGUUUUGGAUAGAAACUACUUGAACACAACUCUGAGAGAAUGUUUCUCAACAGAAGAGUUCGAGCAUGAAUUGAUGAAACGAAGAAACUCUCCAUACCUAAAAAUUAUUCCACUAGCAAUUUUCUAUCUUCCUAGCUCUACAAUAGUUCCUCCAAAGACACAAAGACACAGCAUUGAUGGAAGCAUGUCGUUGCUGUUUGCACAACUAUUCAAAUCAAUCAUAACUUUGAUUCUCAAAAAACCAAUUGAUUUACUAAGAACAGUAUGGGAAAAGGUUAAAUGGUGGUGA
Molecule: messenger RNA, 1077 nt
Organism: Naegleria fowleri
Lineage: Eukaryota; Heterolobosea; Eutetramitea; Acrasida; Naegleriidae
Exons: 1
Coding region: 1-1077 (358 amino acids)
Source: RefSeq, a predicted model, not a curated record